AUGACGGCGAUCCUAUCGCCCGCAAACUCUCCAGCGACGUCGCCGCCCGCCAUAUCGUCGCCGGUGACUGCGAACGCGGCCCACCCCGCACUUCCACCACUCAUCACCUCACCUCCCGCUCGCAGGAGCCAACUUCCUCGCCCAAUGUCGCACGCGUCCAAGAACCGGCUGUCGCAGUACUCGACCACGAGUUCGCUACCCUCACGGUCACGCCCGCCCUCUCACAUCUUCCCCCUCCUCCCCUCGAGCCUGCCCUACACGCUCGUACGAGACUUUGCCUACCCGCCCGGUCACCCGCUUCACUAUGGUCCGCCCCCGGAGCCAUCACGACCGCCCUCGGGCAUGACCACCCCCGCCAGCGAGCAGCGACGUCUCUCGGACCCACCAACCGCCUGGGACAGCCGGGGCUGGGAUGGCCACUUCUGGAGCAGUGGCGGCGGGGGCUCACACGGCAGACCGGCUGAUCUGCCCUCUAUCCAUUUGGCAGACGGCCCACCGUGGAGCGAGGACGAGGAUCUCCAGAGCCCAGUCGUCAGUUCUCGGCACAGGAAGCAUCACAAGACCUCGUCGGGUGGCAUCUACGGCAGGAGUCGGGUUGGCCGUGAGCAGCUCAUGAGCCAGGACCAUUAUGGCGGCGAUAGAGGCUUCUACGUCGGCACCAGCGCCGACGGAGCUGACCGGUACUACAUCAGCCAAGGGAACGAAGCGAACGGCCCAGGCGGCGAAUACGUGACCUAUCCACCGGGACAGGCGGGACACACUGGCAACGGACACGCCGGGAAUGGAAACGAGCCAUACCAAAUCGCCAACCAGCAGCCCAGGGGCUACGCUGACGAGGGAGCCUACGAUUCGGACAACUCGAGCACGUGCUCCUCGCCAGGAUACCACAACGUUGACGAAUCCCGCUAUUCACGGGACUAUCAAUUCACCAUCACGUCUCCCGACGAGGAAAUGCACGGCAAAGCGGUGGCUCUCUUUGAUUUUGAGCGCGAGAACGAGAACGAGCUCCCGCUCGUGGAGGGUCAGAUCAUCUGGGUAUCAUAUCGGCAUGGUCAAGGCUGGCUUGUGGCCGAGGAUCCGAGAACACAAGAGAGUGGGCUUGUCCCUGAGGAAUAUGUUCGGCUGCUCCGUGAUAUUGAAGGUGGCAUGACGAGCUUGACAGGGCAACUGGAUACUACCAGCCCCGGAAGCCCCAGCAAUGCCACAAACGAAGCGGGAACCCCAACUCAAACCGAGUAUCAGCUUCCACAAUCGCCUGCCACAACCGUAGGCUCCGGGUCGACAGUAACAGCAACCGGAACAAACGGGUUUCACCAGCCGGUAGUAUCAACCUUUAGCACGAGCAGCAAGGACCUAGACCCCUACCCACAACACCUGCUGGGUACACAAGCUGGCCAGCCACCUCCACAGGUAGUGCACUACCACGGCCAGCGAGGAGGCUCUCAAGCCAACACGCCAACACUACUCUUCCACAACGAGGCCGGAUUUCUCAGGAGAGGAAGUCAAGACGUGAUAAGCACCACCAAGAAAGGGGAGCCAGGAUUGGAAACGCUACCGGAUGCGAAGCUGGAGAGUACAAAGAGGGCGUCCAGGUGA
Messenger RNA from Podospora anserina S mat+, 1596 nucleotides. RefSeq lists its product as uncharacterized. NCBI's taxonomy places the organism in Eukaryota, Fungi, Ascomycota, Sordariomycetes, Sordariales, Podosporaceae. The transcript has a single exon. Gene Ontology annotation, molecular function: protein binding. The record is from RefSeq and is a predicted model, not a curated record. Bases 1 to 1596 code for a protein of 531 amino acids.